AAUGAACUCGGUCGAAUCUUGUUUUGAGUUUUCGGUAUCAAAACACAACAAAAGGCGGGAAAAAUAUUUCCUGGAGUAUUUCGUUCGUUACGCGUCGCGAAACAUAAAAAUGAUGUGUUAAUUGUGUUAAAAAUAUGUCGAAACGAAAACUACCGCUGUGGAUGCGAGAUGCGGAGCAAUCUCCAACACCAAGUGUGCCCAAGCAGUCACGUUUUCUUUCGGACGCAGUGCAAAACGGAAUCAUCACCAAAGGUUCAGAAACUCAGUCAGUGAAGGACGUCCAAGAAGACGAACAGAAAGAAAAUCAAUCGACAACACUCCCCGAAGAGGACAACACUCCACGGCGGAGGCUGCGUAGCAACUAUAAAAUCCCUGACGAUGUACAGCCGAAGCGCGAAGCGACGGUGAAAAUCAACAUUGAGGAUGUUCCGUUUAUCGAUUACAAGGGAACCAUUCGAUACUACACAGAUUGGCGGGAUGUUGCCUGUGCCGCUGAUGAGAUAAUGCAGUGGGUCGACAAGCAACCACAAGUCGUUGUCCCGAUAGCAUUCGAUUUGGAGUGGCCAUUCAGCUUCCAAACUGGUCCAGGGCCUACGGCCCUGAUGCAGCUGUGCGCGGAGCUGCACUGUUGCUAUUUGUUUCAGCUCUCCUGUCUGAAAAAACUCCCAGCGGCGCUGUUGCAGCUUCUCCAUCACCCGAAAGUUCGACUGCACGGAGUAAACGUGAAAAAUGAUUUCCGCAAGCUGGCGAGGGAUUUUCCCGAAGCGAACGCGGAAACCAUGAUUGGGCAGUGUGUUGAUUUGGGCCAGUGGUACAAUCGGAUUCAUGGCUCGAGUGGCCUCUGGAGUAUGGAGCGGCUGGUGCUGCAGGUCUGCCGGUUGCGAAUCGACAAAAACAAGAAGGUGCGGAUGAGUAAGUGGCACGUGUUGCCGCUAAGUGACGACCAGAAGAUGUACGCCGCCGUGGAUGCUUACAUCGGCCAGGAAAUCUACCUCAAGUUGGAGGAAAAGGAGCAGAAAUUGGAACAGGAACGACAGGAACUGGACAUGGCUCUGCCAGCACCGACCAGUGAACAGUAACAAAACACCAAGCACAACUUUCGUACUUUUGUUAUCA
Messenger RNA from Wyeomyia smithii (pitcher-plant mosquito), 1116 nucleotides. It is a transcript of the gene WRNexo, whose product is annotated as 3'-5' exonuclease. Gene Ontology annotation, biological process: nucleobase-containing compound metabolic process. The record is from RefSeq and is a predicted model, not a curated record. Gene Ontology annotation, molecular function: nucleic acid binding; 3'-5' exonuclease activity. Lineage: Eukaryota; Metazoa; Arthropoda; Insecta; Diptera; Culicidae. The transcript has 2 exons. The coding region runs from base 135 to 1079 and encodes 314 amino acids.